Molecule: messenger RNA, 720 nt
Organism: Prunus armeniaca (apricot)
Lineage: Eukaryota; Viridiplantae; Streptophyta; Magnoliopsida; Rosales; Rosaceae
Source: the annotation of a GenBank genome assembly
AUGGAGAGAGAAGAGAAACAACAGGAAGUAGUCGGAGUCGUGGAGGAUAGCGAUGGUGAGCUUUUAUUUACUAAUAUCAUUGUUAAUACUAAUGCACUUGCUAUCUCUUCCAAGGUGGACUACGGCAACAAAGUUAUGAUGGGGGAAGACUCGGUUUGUAGAAUCGAAGGAACGGUUACAAUCAAUGUGAAGAUGCAUGAUGGCAUGGCCAAGGGAGGUAAGCUCAUGCUCUCAAAGGGUUCACAAGUGGUUAUGAAGGGAGAGAUUCAACCUAACUGCAUGUAUCGACUAUGUGGUACAAUGGUGACUGGUGGAGCAACUAUAUCUACCAAUAAGGACUCAGAUGCCUAUGCUUUCAUACCUAGUGAUGAGAAAACCAAGUUGAAACCAAAGUUUCUUGAGUGCAAAUUCCUUGGCUUUGAGAGCAGUGUGAAAUGUUUCAAGUUAUGGGAUCCAGUGAACCGGAAGAAAAUACUCAAUAUCGAUGAUGUGCUUGAUGAGAAGACCAUGCCUAUGAUUAAAGUCAAGAAACUGAAGACGAAUGAGGAUUUUGUUGGAACAAAGACAACCGUUAUAAUUUCACCAAGUAGGGUGUUCGAGAAUACUCCAAGUAUGCAACCAAUUGAAGAUGUUCAUGAGGUGGUGGAGUCCGAUAUUGGGGUGGAAGAAUUUAGGCAACAACAACAAACUCAAGAUGAAGAAGAAGAAGAAGAGGCUUAG